GCAGGAAUGGCCUGAGCCGGCAUGCAUCGUGAUGUGAUUCUUCAGGCAUACAGAAAAGCCAACUUCUCAGACACCACCUGUUGUUGACUACUUGAUGGACCCCGACGCGCGAUCAACAACCCUCCACCACAUGGCAGACGCACUGCUGCCUCCCAGCGACUGACCGAGCCUGCCUGGAACACCUCACCCUCGCCCUCCACCCAGGCAGCGUCAUCACCAUGGACCGCGCGGAAGAUGGUCCCGACACGACGUCGAUCAAGCCCAUGUCGUCGCUGCGCGCCAAAUUCGAGAGUAUGGGCAAAGAGCAGGAUGCUAUAACAACAACGCCAGUGGGCGCCGGUCCUGCCAUGCUGGGCGUGAACGGGACAACACCUCCGAGCCGUCCGACGAUCGCAGAGGGAGGGAGAAAGAGUGCGGAUCUGGGCGCGAGACCCGUUGUUGCGCCUGCUCGUCUGCAGAGGUCUGUCAGUCCGGCGCACAGGCCUCAGUCCAUGGCCUCUGUCACUCCCACGAAACCCUCCCCGCCGCUGCUCAAGAUCAACUCGCCUCGAUCACCGCACAAGACGAGCUCGUUGGACCUCCGUACGGCAACUGGCAGUCCGUAUGUGGCCCCUCUCACACCGGACCGUACUGGCGAAUCGGCUAGCAAAGGUCACGCGAGGGCUAUCAGCAGGGCUACAACUCCUGCUCUGGAGGCACGCAUGAGCGCAUUCUUACAAGCUGCCGACCUGCCCAAGACACCCGCGGCUGAAGAUAUUCCUCCGCCUCCACUUCCAGGCAAUAAGCCGAAAUCUGACACCAAACCAGAGACUGCCACUGGACCUCCCGCAGUCAAUCGAGCGGCGAAACCGAAAGUGCCUGUCAAGCCACCAGUUCUGGCGAAGAAGUCGAGUAACCUGACAGCCCCCGAAUCGAAAGCAGAAGCUACCGAGAAGACUCCCUCGCCUUUCACAACACCUCCAAGCAGUGGCCAGUCCUCACCUGCCAGGUUUCCAGGCCAGAAUGGGCACCAACGGAACGUUGGAGGCUCUCACACUUCAGCUGUGAAUCGCAUCCGAGCCGACUCGGAUGCUUCCUGGGUACAGCGGAUACGCGGAGAUUCGGAUGCCUCGAUGACAGAGCGUGGCCGAGCCGAAUCCAAUGCGUCAAGCGCAUCAUUCGUGGAGCCGUCUUCCUUGCCCGACAACUGGUUUCCGCGGCCAAAUGGGCCUCCUGCGCGGGAGCAAGAACCUAAGUCCAUCCAGCGAGCCCCUACAAUGCCUGCGAGGUACAGAGACAUUAACCGCGGGGAGGCAAGAUCGUCGGAGAACCUCCAGGACCAUUCUAACCGGAUGCCCGCCAGGCCUGAGUUGCAGACGAGAUCAGGCCGGACGAGUCCCCCGAAACCUCGAUCUGGAAGAACUAGUCCACUCAAACAGCAAAUGCUUCCACCAAAGCGAUCUGUGGAUGCACUAAGACGAGCACCAAUCAAACCCGAACCUGACACUGUAAAUCGCAUAUCUGCGAUACCUGCGAUGAAGAUCAACACAAAAUCAGCGCUAUCGCAAGGGUUCAGCACUUCAACGGCAUCACCUGCUUCAGCGACUCCUACCGGGCCUCCUGCAAUACCUGCACCCCGGAGAUCCGUCGAUGCGAGAAGGUCACUCGACACAAGACGAGGGCCGCCUCCUCCACCGCCCCCUGCCGUAAUUCAUCGUGGACAGGACGAUCAAGAGGAGGUCAUUCCGCCUUCUAGCAGCGAGCAAGGAAUGGCAUUUUCGGAAUACCCCGACGGAACAAGGGCAAACCGACGGGCCCCUAAAUUCAAGUCGAGACCCUGGCAGAUUCCGACCGAGUAUGAUACACGCCUGUUUGCUGUCUGUGGUGAGAUCAUAUGUACCACUGGAUAUAUUACCAAAGUGUGGAAUUUUCAAACCGGAGAACAAUUGCUGCACAUGGAACAUCGAGAGAACAUCAAGGUCACUUCAGUCGUAUUCAAGCCAUCUCCCGCUAUCGAGGGCGAGGGCAACCGCAUUUGGAUUGGAACAAAUUCUGGCGACAUUCACGAAAUUGAUGUGCCUUCAGAGCAAAUUGUCAAAUCGAGAUCUGCUGCUCAUACACGAAGAGAGGUGAUACGCAUGUUCCGUUAUGCAUCAGAGCUGUGGACUUUGGAUGACAGCGGUGAGCUUUUGGUGUGGAAGCCAGGGAAUAAGGGCAUGCCGAGUCUGGAUUCCCAAUACAAUAACUGGCGAGUCCCAAAAGGACACACAUUCUCGAUUGCUUGCGGGAAACAGCUUUGGAUAGCAACGGGGAAGGACAUCCGAGUUUUCGCGCCCGGAGCACUUUCAGAUGCUGAAUUUCAGCUGACGCGACAACCUUUGUCACAACCAGGAACUGGAGAUGUGACUGCUGGGGCCGCUCUCGACCAUCGCCAGGAGCUCAUAUAUUUUGGACACUCCGAUGGGAAGGUCAGCAUAUACAACAGGCGUGACUUUUCGUGUCAGGCCGUGGUGAACGUGAGUGUCUACCGCAUUGCCUGCAUGGCUGGCGUUGGCGAAUAUCUCUGGGCUGGCUAUAGCACAGGUAUGGCUUAUGUCUAUGACACGUCAACGACUCCUUGGGUCGUGAAAAAGGACUGGAAGGCGCACGAGAAGCAGAUCUGCAGCAUAAUCGCCGACCCUUCUGCUAUGUGGAAGAUGGGUCGUUUAAAUGUGAUCACACUGGGUCUUGACAACCUGUUACGAAUCUGGGACGGGAUGCUGCAAGAGGACUGGCUCGAAGCACGUAUGCAAUCGCGCGACUCCGAGUUCUGCAACUUUCGGGAGCUCACAGCAGCGGUGCUUACUUGGAAUGCAGGUGCCAGCAAACCAAGCCACUUAUCACAUACGAAAGAAGAUAAUAACUUCUUCCGAGAUUACCUUACUGCUCGCGAGGCGCCAGACAUCUUUAUCUUCGGCUUCCAAGAACUUGUCGAUUUGGAAGACAAGAAAGUUACGGCGAAGUCAUUCUUCAAGAGUAAGAAGAAGGAGCCCGACGAGCAGCAGCACAUGUCACAUCAGUACCGUGCGUGGCGAGACUACCUGGGUAAAUGUCUUGACGAUUUCAUGCCUACCAACACAAGUUACACACUGCUUCAUACGGCGAGCAUGGUGGGCUUGUUCACAUGCAUCUUUGUGAGAUCCACGGAACGAAAUCGAAUACGCAAUGUGCAUGCAUCGGAGGUCAAACGUGGCAUGGGUGGUCAUCAUGGUAACAAAGGCGCUAUCAUUGUUCGCAUGGUUCUUGACGACAGCAGUAUUUGUAUGGUCAAUUGCCAUCUGGCGGCUGGGCAGACGCAAACCAUGCAUCGCAACAAUGACAUCGCCGAGAUCCUGGAGUCGAGCACACUGCCGUCUUAUCCGCUUAACUCUAGCGAGACGGCUGAGCACAGCGAUGUCUUCGCGUCUGGCGGCGAUGGUAGCAUGGUCAUGGAUCACGAGAUUUGCAUCUUGAAUGGAGACCUCAACUACCGCAUCGAUACGAUGGGCCGUGACAGUGUGAUCAAACACAUUCAGCAAGGCAAUCUCGCCAGACUACUCGAGCGCGAUCAACUUCUUCUUAGCCGAAGGAAGAAUCCUGGAUUCCGUCUACGAGCUUUCCAAGAGAACACGAUCAAGUUCGCGCCCACUUACAAAUACAAUGUUCAUACUGACGAAUACGACACUUCGGAGAAGCGCCGAUCUCCGGCUUGGUGCGAUCGGAUUCUGUAUCGCGGGCUGGGCAAAGUGAAGAUGGAGGAGUAUCGAAGAUGGGAUCAGAUCCGAGUAAGCGAUCACCGGCCCGUGAGUGGGCGGCUACGGCUGCGCGUGAAAACUGUCGAUCCGGAUAAGCGAGAGAUCAUUUGGGACAAGUGUGUGAAGGAGUAUGAGAGUGUGCAGCAGCGAAUCGCGAGGACUGCGCAACUCGAAUACCUCACCAACACACUUGGUCUUUCUCAGAAAGAGGCUGUGGCUGCGCUGCAAGGAACGUAGGCGGCUGAGCACUCUGUUGUAGAUAUCUCACGUGUUUUGAUGAUGAUAUCAUUUCUUCUUUCUGAGCUAUGCUCGAAAGUAUUUCUACAAACUCCACUGAUUCCCGCAUUGCUCAAGCGAAUUUUCAUUCUACGUGGCUGACUCUGGUAGAGGUUCGCUGAGAUGACCGGCUCGACGAGAAGCAAAACUACGGUGCAGCCGGAGCACCACCGCCGCCUCGACCGAAUGGAACUUGAGAACCUCCGUAAACGCUUCCGGCACCAGCAGAGUUUGGAGCUCUCGAACUUGCACUUCGCCUCGAGCCUGAUGUCCUAGAACCUGAUGUUCUAGAACCUGAAGUCGUCGAGCCUGCACUCGCGGAACCCGAUGAUCCAGAUCCCAUACCUAACCCCACGCCCUGUCCUCCUUGAAACGGAAUGGACAUGGUCAUACCUGGCAUACUCAUAAACAUGCCACCACCAGCUCCCGUCAUCGGAUUUGGCAUGGCGAUUUGCUGGAUUUGACCAAAAUUUACGCUGCUUCCGCCCGGAAAUACACUAUUGUUUCCUCUGCCACGGCCACCAUUUGACACAAUCGUUAUUCCGCCGCGGCCGGGGCUUCCAAUUUGCAUG
Cercospora beticola is the source of this 4600-nucleotide messenger RNA. RefSeq lists its product as uncharacterized. Gene Ontology annotation, biological process: phosphatidylinositol dephosphorylation. Lineage: Eukaryota; Fungi; Ascomycota; Dothideomycetes; Mycosphaerellales; Mycosphaerellaceae. The record is from RefSeq and is a predicted model, not a curated record. Gene Ontology annotation, molecular function: protein binding; phosphatidylinositol-4,5-bisphosphate 5-phosphatase activity.